Messenger RNA from Nymphaea colorata (pocket water lily), 1795 nucleotides. Its product is annotated as actin-like. The record is from RefSeq and is a predicted model, not a curated record. The coding region runs from base 269 to 1402 and encodes 377 amino acids. NCBI's taxonomy places the organism in Eukaryota, Viridiplantae, Streptophyta, Magnoliopsida, Nymphaeales, Nymphaeaceae. The transcript is spliced from 6 exons.
AGCCUGUUCCUCCAUUUUCUUCUGCGUCUCGCAACCGCACUCUCCGCCUCCGCUCUUUCCUCGUAGGUUUCUUUUUUUUCUUCUCUCGCUGAGGAGAGAAGAGGAAAGGGUUCUCCUGGUCCUCCGCUUGCUCGCUUGUUUUAGAGACCCCUGAAAAUAUUAAGGAAGCUGUAGGUUUCUCGUUUCCGUUAAUGCAAAUUUUGGAUCCUCUAGCCUGUUUUCAUUUGAAGUCAGUCUUAAGGGGGCUUCUUUCUGCCGCAUAUAAAAGAUGGCAGAUGCAGAGGAUAUUCAGCCCCUUGUUUGUGACAAUGGAACUGGAAUGGUCAAGGCAGGAUUUGCUGGUGAUGAUGCUCCAAGGGCAGUAUUUCCUAGCAUUGUUGGUCGACCUCGUCACACUGGUGUGAUGGUUGGGAUGGGCCAAAAAGAUGCAUAUGUUGGCGAUGAAGCUCAGUCCAAGAGGGGUAUCCUAACUCUUAAGUAUCCUAUUGAGCAUGGUAUUGUGAGCAAUUGGGAUGACAUGGAGAAGAUCUGGCAUCACACCUUUUACAAUGAACUUCGAGUAGCGCCUGAGGAGCAUCCUGUUCUUCUCACUGAGGCUCCAUUGAAUCCUAAAGCCAACAGAGAGAAGAUGACACAGAUUAUGUUCGAGACCUUUAACGUGCCUGCCAUGUAUGUUGCUAUUCAGGCCGUCCUUUCUCUGUAUGCUAGUGGGCGCACAACCGGUAUUGUUAUGGAUUCUGGUGAUGGUGUGACCCACACAGUCCCGAUUUAUGAAGGAUAUGCACUGCCGCAUGCUAUCCUUCGUCUGGAUCUUGCAGGCCGUGAUCUUACAGAUGCACUUAUGAAGAUCCUGACUGAGAGAGGUUAUUCUUUCACAACUACAGCUGAGCGGGAAAUUGUUCGGGAUAUGAAGGAGAAGCUUGCAUAUGUCGCACUGGAUUUUGAACAGGAGCUUGAGACUGCCAAGAGCAGCUCCUCGAUUGAGAAGAGCUAUGAGUUACCUGAUGGGCAGGUUAUCACAAUUGGCGCGGAGAGAUUCCGUUGCCCUGAGGUCCUUUUCCAGCCUUCUCUCAUUGGAAUGGAAGCUGCUGGUAUUCAUGAGACCACUUACAACUCUAUUAUGAAGUGCGAUGUGGAUAUUAGGAAGGACUUGUAUGGUAACAUAGUUCUAAGUGGUGGAUCGACAAUGUUCCCGGGUAUUGCGGACCGUAUGAGCAAGGAGAUCACUGCUUUGGCUCCAAGCAGUAUGAAGAUCAAGGUGGUUGCACCUCCAGAGAGAAAGUAUAGUGUCUGGAUUGGAGGGUCUAUCCUUGCAUCCCUGAGCACCUUCCAACAGAUGUGGAUUGCGAAGGCAGAAUAUGAUGAGUCUGGCCCAUCGAUUGUCCACAGGAAGUGCUUCUGAGACUACGAUUUCUGGUGGUUGUUGCUCUUGGCUUCUUUCUGGUUGUCUAUGUGAGGUCGGUCUAGUCUGGUUGAGGGAUGAGUUUUUUUUAGGUACGAGAGUAAUUGUCUUUCACUCUGGCUGAUAUUCCCCUACCCGAUAUGUAGCAUUAAAGUAUUGUGCAGUGGCUUGUUACUCAAAAGUAUUAGAUGGGAAGGCAUCGGUUUCAGUUUGCUAUUCACUUUUAGUCACCAUAUCAGGCCAAUGCUAUUUUUAUGGCAAGGAUAUGGUGCGAGUUUGGACCUUUUAAAAUUACUCUCCUUGUCUUUAUAUGUUUACAUUCUAUUUAUCUAGAAUGUAGGGUUUUGGUGUGUUGAUGGUAGGAAGAGCAAUGCGAUGCACACAUUCUCUUGA